GAAGCGACGGAAGCGUUUCUUACACUUGAGUUCGAAGUCUCUAAUAUGCUUGCAAUACAUGCGAAACGAGUAACGUUGCAGCAAAAGGAUAUAGUACUUUGUCGAUGGAUUCGGAAGCGCUUCCUAGGGGAAAAUAACGGAAAAGAUGACUUUUAA
Messenger RNA from Sphaerulina musiva SO2202, 156 nucleotides. RefSeq lists its product as uncharacterized. The annotation marks the transcript as partial. Gene Ontology annotation, cellular component: nucleosome. Gene Ontology annotation, molecular function: DNA binding; protein heterodimerization activity; structural constituent of chromatin. NCBI's taxonomy places the organism in Eukaryota, Fungi, Ascomycota, Dothideomycetes, Mycosphaerellales, Mycosphaerellaceae. The transcript has a single exon. The record is from RefSeq and is a predicted model, not a curated record.